AUGAGGGACGGCGGGGGGCAUCUCAGCACCCGCCUCGCAGAAGAGAAGGGAGCGGGCAAUGACUGGGAUGGACUGUUGUGCAGAGAACUGUUGUGUAGGAGAAGGCAGGAGGAGAGCCCUUCCCCACCAGCUGUCACCUCCAGGGUGAAUAAGCCUGCAGGUGAUGCACAUGGAAAUUCACAAAAUGAGGAGUUAUCAGUGGAAAUGAAAAAUGAUCUGAGUGAGGUCAGCCUCUUGCUUCAUGAUGGCAACAAAGUGCUUCCAUAUUUGCAAGAAUCAAUAUGGAGAAAUUCCGCUUCAGCGGCUGCUCAGAGUGGGAAUGUGGGUCUGCUCUUUGCUCCCACAGGAGAGCGUUUUGCUGGGGUGUCCUGCGGCAUCGGGGAAACUCAGAGGAGGGACUGGCGGGGAGGAGGGCCCAGGGCCACUGACAGCCACGGAGGAUGGAGCCAGAGAGGAGAGCCUUGGGGGUCAGGACUACCAUGCCAUCAGAAAUGGUCAGAAAUGGGGAUUUCUGAGGAUGAACCACCAAGUGCUCUUCCAGAGAAGCUGGACUCUGAGUUGGAUCCCUCUUGCCUGCGUUCCAUCCUGUCUACACUGCUGCACGCACAUCCCCAAAUAUUCUUGAAUGAUGAGACAAAAUGUGUUCUCCCUGGCCAUUCAAAGCCCAUGUUUUCAGAGCAAAGAGUAGAAUACAAGAAAAUGCUUUCAUGUGUAAAAAGUAUGUCAGAUGACCUGCAGAUAACACUGGCGUUACUAGCUCUACAUGUUUCUGAAUUAGCAGAUCUGUUAUGCCAUAGUUAA
Hippopotamus amphibius kiboko is the source of this 801-nucleotide messenger RNA. Its product is annotated as protein FAM220A-like. The record is from RefSeq and is a predicted model, not a curated record. Gene Ontology annotation, molecular function: STAT family protein binding. The transcript has a single exon. Gene Ontology annotation, biological process: protein dephosphorylation; negative regulation of transcription by RNA polymerase II. NCBI's taxonomy places the organism in Eukaryota, Metazoa, Chordata, Mammalia, Artiodactyla, Hippopotamidae. Gene Ontology annotation, cellular component: nucleus. Bases 1 to 801 code for a protein of 266 amino acids.